AUGAUCGGCUCCGGGAGCUUCUCCUCGCUGCUCCUGAAUGCUGCAAGUCUCUCGCCGGUGGAGCUGCGCCUCGCUCUCCCGCGGAACCUGCAAGUCUCCUGCAUGGACGUGACACUGCCCAGCUUCCACCGCGCCACCUCCAUGGAUCUGCGCGCGUGGGACCUCCACUUGACCGUCUUCGCAAAGCCACAUGCGGUGAACACCACCGGUCUGAUAGACAUGAGCAACAUUACGGUCCACUCCGCAUCGCUGGAGGAGCUCGUCGUGGAGCACGGCAACCGAUGGACCCGCCGUACCCAUGUCAGCGUCGACUCCCCUGUGCUUAAGCAAUUGACAGCGUCCUUCCAUGCCUGCGGCAACAUCGGGGUGUCCAUCUUGGCACCAAUGGUGGACAAGGUCUGUUGGCGGUGCUCGUAUGCCAAGCCGAUUUGCGGCCUUGGUCUUUGGGGCCUCUCAGAGGUGCAGCUCCCUAGCGUGCAUGUCCUGUCCCUACACCUAUCUCCUGUCCAGGAUUCAGUUAUCUUUCCAAAUGCAGAGCUCAGCUUCGGGGCAGAGAUCGAUAAACAUAUGGUUACCAACUUCUCUGGUCUGGACCUGCAUCUCAGCACCAAGGGCCAUGUGUUUGGAGCUUUUGUGCUUCAUCUCCUUGGGAUGCAUCGUAUUCGUACAGCUUUACGGAACCUUAAGAUUGUCCUGCUAAGAUCAGAGGUGAAAGAUGCAUGCCCAGUAAAUUGUUUCUGUGAUGAGCCAAAGAACUGGAGAACAGAAACUAUCACCUUGGCUGAUCUUGAAAACAUGGAAAUUGAAGGCCUCGGCGGGGAAGAUCACGAGUUUGACUUCUUGGAAGUGAUAUUUAGAUGUGCUCCAAUGCUUAAAACAGUGACUGUAAGGUUGUCAGAUGGUGUCACUCCAAGUGUCGAUUGGUGCACAAAAGUAAACAACAUCUUCAUGGCAUAUCCUUCCGUCGAAUGCAAUGCUGAUCUAGUAAGCAGGGCCAAAGCUGUGUGUUGA
Molecule: messenger RNA, 1011 nt
Organism: Triticum turgidum subsp. durum (durum wheat)
Lineage: Eukaryota; Viridiplantae; Streptophyta; Magnoliopsida; Poales; Poaceae
Source: the annotation of a GenBank genome assembly